Messenger RNA from Pararge aegeria (speckled wood butterfly), 2111 nucleotides. Its product is annotated as endoplasmic reticulum-Golgi intermediate compartment protein 2. Gene Ontology annotation, biological process: retrograde vesicle-mediated transport, Golgi to endoplasmic reticulum; endoplasmic reticulum to Golgi vesicle-mediated transport. The record is from RefSeq and is a predicted model, not a curated record. The coding region runs from base 16 to 1173 and encodes 385 amino acids. The transcript has a single exon. NCBI's taxonomy places the organism in Eukaryota, Metazoa, Arthropoda, Insecta, Lepidoptera, Nymphalidae. Gene Ontology annotation, cellular component: membrane; endoplasmic reticulum; COPII-coated ER to Golgi transport vesicle.
CUUUGUAAAUUAAACAUGAUUCGAUACCGGGGGAAGAAAAAGGUGAUUGACAAGGUGAAGGAGUUAGACGCAUUCUCGAAAGUUCCUGAUGAAUACGUGGACAGUACGCCGGUCGGCGGUACUUUCUCAGUGAUAACGUUUUUUAUUAUAAUGUGGCUCGUAUACAGCGAAGUUUCGUAUUUUUUUGACAGCAAUUUAGUUUUUAAAUUCGUACCAGACACGGAUAUGGAUGAAAAGUUACGUAUUAACAUAGAUAUAACCAUUGCAAUGCCAUGUUCUAAUAUAGGCGCUGAUAUAUUGGAUUCGACGUCUCAAAGCGUCUUUGGUUUUGGAGAACUGCAGGAAGAAGACACUUGGUGGGAAUUGACACAGGAACAACAGGAUGCUUUUGACGCAGUUAAAUAUUUGAACUCAUAUCUGCGAGAAGAGUAUCAUUCCAUUUGGCAAUUACUUUGGAAAAAAGGUCACGGUUCUGUCAGAGCAACGGUACCACAAAGAAAAACUAAGCCUAACCGUAGAGCAGAUGCAUGUAGACUACAUGGCGUUUUGAUACUAAAUAAAGUGGCUGGAAACUUCCAUAUAACAUUAGGAAAGAGCUUACCUCUUCCACAUGGCCACAUACAUUUAAACAUGCUCUUUGAUGAUGUUGCACAAAAUUUCAGUCAUAGAAUACACAGACUAAGUUUUGGGAGUCCUGCAAAUGGCAUAAUAUAUCCCCUUGAAGGUGAUGAAAAGAUAACAACAGAAGAAAACAUGUUGUACCAAUACUUCAUUGAAGUUGUUCCUACUGAUGUUGAUACAACAUUUGAGUCAAUAAAAACCUUUCAGUAUGCUGUAAAAGAGCUUGAAAGAUCUAUCAGUCAUCAUAAAGGAUCACAUGGUGUCCCAGGCCUAUUUUUCAAGUAUGACAUGGCCGCUCUUAAAAUAAAGGUGUACCAGGAAAGAGAAAAUUUACUACAGUUUAUGCUGCGUCUCUUUUCAAUUAUAGGUGGUAUUUAUGUAAUUGUUGGCUUUAUUAAUACUUUAGUGUUGACUAUUAGGACUAAACUUUUAUAUGUACCUGUUCCUGAUAGAUAUAAGAAGUCAGAGAAUGACAGGCCUGGACCAGUUGCUGUCAAUCCUUUACUAAGACCAUCAGAUCUGAAUGUACCGUUAGACUUAAUACAACAAUGACAUUAACAUAUAGAAUAUAGCUACUAAAUGCUUGGUUACUUACUACACAUUAAGGCUGCCUAGUAAAUAAAUUCCAAAUUCAAUCAAUAACUGUCACCAAUUUAUACAAUUUAUAGUAAAAAGAUCAGGGCCUUACUUAACCUAGAGAGCUUAAUGUAUUGUAUCUUUAGACUGUAACUGGCCCGAUGUUUAUUGAACACCAGCAUGUGACAUAAACUAAAUUGUUCACAAUUGUUUGCAAAUUUACCACACUGUGAGGUCAGAUUGGGUCAUGUCCUCACAUGACAAUGCUUCAAUGCUUUCAUUCCAGUUGAUAUGGUGUAAAAAGGCCUUAAAUCUGACCUAAUGAAACAAAGAUAAUAUGUACUUCAGUUAGCAAUGACAGUUCAAUGCAAUAAAGAGUGUAAAUACUUUUUUAUAUAAAACUUUUCACUCGAAUUGAGCAUUAAGUACUCACAGUGACUAUAUUUGUGUAUUAUACCUAAAUAAUGCUGAAUGAAUUUAAUAAUGUUAUAAGGCCUACAUAGUUGUAAGCUAUAUAAUUUGUCAAGUUGUUUUUUUACAUUUUUUUAUGUGAUACUUUAUUUAUUAUAUUUAUGUACUCUACUGAUUCACAUGCAUUUUGUAUGAUUUAUAAAGUGAUAUUUUAUUAAAUCCUAUGACCAUAAACUUUUAUAAUAAAUCAAAAAUAAUUUUCUCAAAUCAGAUUACUACUAGUCUCUAAGAAUAGAGAAAAAAAUAGUUUGUGCGCAAGUACUAGUCACCUCAGGGGCAAUGAUAUACUGCCUUAGGUAACUAGCAUGUGUGUGCAGUCUAUAUUUCAUAACAAUUAAAAAUGUAUAUAGAUUCCACAUUCAGCCAUUAUUGCAUGCAGUGUCCAAAAACAGUGAAAAAUAUGAGGCAAAUAAAUUACUGUCAACUGCUAAAUGGUAUGAAGG